Molecule: messenger RNA, 2261 nt
Organism: Caenorhabditis sp. 36 PRJEB53466
Lineage: Eukaryota; Metazoa; Nematoda; Chromadorea; Rhabditida; Rhabditidae
Source: the annotation of a GenBank genome assembly
AUGCCACGUUAUUCGAGUGUUUUCGGCUUUUCCGGUCCCAUCGAUAGACUUUCUAUCAGGUUAGUUUUCGGAUUUUCAAUUUUCGCAAACUUUUCCACUUUUCCAGAGUGCAACUCUUUCAAAAAGGCGCGCAAACGCUCGAUUUCGAUCGAUUUCAUCAGGAGAAUCAAAUUGACGAAAAACCGCAAAAAUCGCGGCUCGACGACGUCACUUUCGGAUGGAAACAGCGCAUUUCACAGAGGUGGGGCCGAGUUUUUCGCUUUUCUGAAACUAGGCCCGUGUUUCAGUAAUCGUCGAAUAUUCACCCUGAGCGAUGAGGAUCCGUUCCCCGAGUAUCUCGAAGCAUUCCGACCGCCGCCGAAUGAGAAAGAGCCGGAAAAUGUGAAGGGAUACGAGUGAGCUCGCAAAUUAAAACAAAAUUUCAUAGAAUUGUUGCAGGUACCCUGUCAAUGAGUUUGUGGUCCUCCGAAGCACCGCCGCCACGCGUCCGGUCGUCAAAAAAAGCUACUUGCUCAUUUUUGCGCGGCUCGGAUCGAUGGAUGUUGAGUGAGUCCGGUUUGAAUGAGUAUUGUGGGCUUACGGGAUAUUGUAUGGCUCUCAAAAUUGUUUUGUAAAAUUUUUACGUAUUGUAGAACAUUUUUGUAGUUGACCACUUUUUUCUGCGACCACUCUCUGGACUACUGUAGUUCUUUGAAGUUAGGGCUCUUAAGAAACUAGUCAUAUUUUCCAAAGGCUACAGUAGCCCUAGGGGUGGUUGUACCAAAAAAUGGUAAACUACAAAAAUGUUCUACUAGAUGUCGAGAUUCUCCAAAACAAUUUUAUCGAGCUAUGCAAUAUCUUCUAAGCCUACAAUAUUGGCAAUUUUCAGCGAUCCAUCGGCAGUCGAACUGAUCGCCCGUCUGACGGCCACUUCCAGCAAUCGUCUGAUUGUCGAACCGUGUCUAGACGAGGCCCAAAACGAGGGAAUUCCUCUUGAGACAAAAUUCGGCGACUAUUUAGCCAAAAUCAAAAUUGAGGACCGGGACAAGGACAAAGAUUCCGGGAUUGACGAGCAAAUUGGUGGUCGGAGCCGAAAAUCAAGAGUUUCUAUUGUCCGUUUCCACUUUUUCCAAUCGACGUUUCGCACGUUGUUUUUACAGAGCAGUCUUCCGGAAGCGGAGCACUUUUUAGCGGCACGCGACGGGCUUGUGGAGUCUGUAGUCAACGUGGAAAUCGGUAAAUUUCACUGCUCCUUUCGAAAUGCAUAAUAUCGAUUUUCGCAGCCAAAGCGUGGUCGCUGUUGUUCGAGGAGGGUCUGACGAUCGACUACAAGAUCCGAUUGCCACGUGGCGUUCGACUCAAAUCGAAAAAUGCGACGGGGCGAUCGCAACGAUUUGCGGCGGACGAGAACGGAAACGCGCACUUUGGAUAUUGUCUGGAAUUUGUGUUCGAAACGGCGCAAACCGAAGAAGUUUCGCCGAUUUUAAUGCUGAAAAUAAUGGCGGUCGACUAUUGGGGACGACAAUAUAUCGCCGGAUACGGAUCCGCUUUCAUCUCGUUCACGCCUGGCAGGUAUUGUGUCUUUUUUGUUCAAAGCAGUAUAUCUCAGCUGCGGGUGGAGAUAUAAAAAAGGUGUCAACAACAAAAAUGUGUAUCAAAAAAUUUUGUACAAUUUAUCUGUUGCCAACUUUUUGAUAGCUUCACGCGCAGCCGAGAUACAUCCUCUUGAACGAAUGAUGACGUUGAGGCUGCAAUCGCGCUCUAUCGCUAACGAAAUGGCCGCUUUCGACCGAUUUUAUCGAUUAUUAUUAUCGAUAAAACUUUCCUAUUUUAGAUCCAAAUCCAAAAUCGCUCUGUGGCGCCCGAUUAGCCACAACGCUUUGUACGAAAUGUUCGUCGGACAGGCGGUCGAUGUCGAUUAUUUUUCGUUAAAGGUAAAUUGUGUCGAUAUCGAUAAUUUAUGGAUAAAAAUUCAUUUAUAGAACCCGAUGGAACGUGCCGGAAUCGACAGCCAACCAUCGGGAAUCGUCCGAAUCGAAUGCACGUGUGUUUCUCAAUCACGUCAUUACAUGGCGCGCGACAUUUUGUACCAACUCAAAUACGGAUCGAAAAUGGCCGAUAUGGGGUCAGGAAGGGACUAGCUUUUUCUAGGCCAUACUCGCUUUUUCAGAUUACGCUCCGACUUUUAUCAACGAAUCAUCAAAGUGCUGAUGGAGUUCGAAGAGGCGCGCUCGAAACUGAUUCUGGCGAGAGCGAUCAAUAAAAAGAAGAUUAAAAUGUAG